AUGCGGCUGGCCGUAGCAACGUUGCUUUGCUUCGCGUGCCGUACCGUCUCCAGGGACGUCGCGCGUUCGCCGAACACCUACAUGUCGAUCUUCAGAGAGGAGCAGGUCAUCUUCACGUCGAGCUUCAACAUCACCAGCAUACUGGUGCCCGUCGACAGCUCCAAGUACAUGCCGGCCGGUGUCUCGGACGUGCCGUCAAUAUUCUUCGCGAUAUCCGACCCCCGUUUAGAGGGCGGCAGCUGCAUCUACGUGCUGGAGGGGCUCGCGGCCUACGAGCUGCUCGAGGGCGGCAGGGACUCUACGGCGGACUACGGCGCCGGUAAGGCGAUCUACUUCGGCGCGAGGGACGGCCUCUACAAGUACGACGCGGACAGCCUCUCCGCAAAGAAGUACGGACCGUUCGACGACGACAUACUGCAGCUGCAAAAGGGCAACGACACCGACGCGAUCUUCAUUCUGAACACCGAGCGGAAGAUCUACAGGAUAGAGAAGAACGGCACCGUCAAGACCAAGAUCCAGUCGAUCAUCUGCGCGCUCGAGUUCGUUCUGGACACUUCGAACAACAUAUACUACAUAGCGUGCGACGACCGGAUGCCGCACAUCGCGCGCCAAGACGGCAGCUACAUCAGCUACGUGACCACCGUAGGCGACGACUUCAAGGACAUCAAGCUGCUACGCCCCGCUUUCGUUAUGGAGAAGUGCAUACCGUUCUUCGCGGACGGCGGCCUCUACAUCCUCUACGCUAACGGCACCACGGAGAAGAAGGACUUCUACAUCCGGGAGCGGCCGUCCGCCUACAGCGUAGACGCGACUCUGUACCUCGUAGCGGCGCUCGACGGAAAAAUCUACGAGUUCAACGUAAUGGAGGUCCUUCUCAAGUCGAUGUUCGGCGUAGUCUCGCAUUGGCCCAGUGACGUGACCAAGAUCAUCAUGUCGAUCAUUGAGACCGCUAAGGACGGCGUCUAUAAAGACUGGGCUUCUAUUCUGGAUCAU
Molecule: messenger RNA, 993 nt
Organism: Iphiclides podalirius (scarce swallowtail)
Lineage: Eukaryota; Metazoa; Arthropoda; Insecta; Lepidoptera; Papilionidae
Source: the annotation of a GenBank genome assembly